Molecule: messenger RNA, 5854 nt
Organism: Boleophthalmus pectinirostris (great blue-spotted mudskipper)
Lineage: Eukaryota; Metazoa; Chordata; Actinopteri; Gobiiformes; Gobiidae
Gene: acss2
Product: acyl-CoA synthetase short chain family member 2
Exons: 18
Coding region: 618-2702 (694 amino acids)
Cellular component (GO): cytoplasm
Molecular function (GO): AMP binding; acetyl-CoA synthetase activity
Source: RefSeq, a predicted model, not a curated record
UCGGUCUAUGCGCCACACAUCCAUGCUCGCACGCUGUAGGUCCGUGUCAAAAGAAAAAGGAUCGUGGACUGGGGCAUUUCUCCUGUCAGCGCACCUCCACCCUUCCGUGAGGCAUGAACGGGACUUUAUUCAACCAAAUAAGCCAGUUAAAUUCACCAUCAGCGCUUACCAGAGCCUAAAAACACCAUCGGAACACCUCGAUCUCGUUGCGGAAGCCAACGCCGUUUGUUUUUUUUAAUCGGUCAAGUCGUUAGCUUAGCCUGUUAGCUCGUAUUUUGUGCAGGACGUGCUCAAUUCGCGUCAAUAUUUCAACAGAUCGCACAAGACUUGACGCACUUUCAAACUUUACAAAGCAAGAUCUGCAACAACGAGCCCACGACCUUGGAUUUGCACGCGUAGUUUUACGUCUGUUUUUGCAAAAACAAGGAAGUGCACGGUCCUUAGUGCUGUGGUGCUAACUAGCGUGCAGCACAAGAAGCUCUUUGGCUGCAUUUAUUCAUUGUGUGUGAGUUAUUAGUGGGGGUUUCCGUGCAUUAUAAAGGAGAGCUUUGCUGAGACUGCAUUUUGCAUCUUUAAAAAGGACACAUCGGAUUGAUCGUUUGGAAUAAAUUGUCAAAAUGAUUCCCGAAACGGCACCAAAAGAAGACGUUUAUCUCGCCUCUGCAGAGUUUUGCAAGACUUCGCAUGUCCCCAGUUUUGACAAAUACAAAGAACUUUAUGUGAAGUCCGUAGAAAACCCCGACGAGUUCUGGGGUGACAUUGCCAAAGACUUUUUCUGGAAGACCAAACACAACGGAGAAUUUCUGAGCUACAACUUUGAUGUGACGAAGGGAGAGAUCUUCAUCAAGUUCAUGGAAGGAGCCACCACCAACAUCUGCUACAACCUCCUGGAUCGAAACGUCCACGAGAAGAACCUGGGCAACAAAGUGGCCUUUUACUGGGAAGGCAAUGAACCCGGCGAUGAGUUGACGGUCACCUACAGAGAGCUGCUGCAGAAAGUCUGUCAGUUCGCCAAUGUCCUUAAAUCACAAGGAGUGAAGAAGGGAGACCGUGUGUCCAUCUACAUGCCCAUGGUGGUGGAGCUGGUGGUAGCCAUGUUGGCCUGUGUGCGGAUCGGAGCAGUGCACUCUAUAGUGUUUGCCGGUUUCUCUGCGGAGUCUCUGUGUGAAAGGAUCAUGGACUCUGAGUGCUCGCUGCUCAUCACAGCAGACGGAUUCUACCGAGGGGACAAACUCAUCAACCUGAAGCUGCUCGCCGACGACGCGCUACAGAAAUGCAAGGACAAAGGGUUUUCGGUGAAGAGGUGUAUUAUGCUAAAACACCUGUCCAAAGACGCAGAGGAGGGGUCCCAGUCUCCACCGGCCAAACGCUCAUGUCCAGAUUUACAGGACAAUCAGACAGGCAGAGUAAAGAAAAGGCGACCGGUGCCCAAGGUGCCGUGGAACCCAGACGUGGACCAGUGCUGGCACACUCUGGUAAAGGGAGUCUCAGACCAGUGUGAGCCGGAGUGGUGCGAAUCUGAAGAUCCCUUGUUUAUUCUCUACACCAGCGGCUCCACGGGAAAGCCAAAGGGCGUCCUCCACACGGUUAGCGGCUACAUGCUGUACACUGCUGCCACCUUCAGGCUGGUGUUUGACUAUCAGCCCGAGGACGUGUUCUGGUGCACGGCGGACAUCGGCUGGAUCACCGGGCACUCCUACAUCACAUACGGACCCCUCGCCAACGGAGCCACCAGCGUCCUGUUCGAGGGGCUGCCCACUUACCCGGACGUGGGGCGCAUGUGGGAGAUCGUGGACAAGUAUCGCGUGACCAAGUUCUACACGGCUCCCACGGCCAUCAGACUGCUCAUGAAGUACGGCAACGAGCCCGUGCAGAAAUACAAGCGUGACUCCCUGAAGGUGCUGGGGACAGUGGGAGAACCCAUUAACCCGGAGGCCUGGCAGUGGUACCACAGCGUCGUCGGGGACAAGAGGUGCCCCAUCGUCGACACUUUCUGGCAAACGGAAACUGGGGGACAUGUUCUGACACCACUUCCUGCAGCUACACCAACGAAGCCUGGAUCAGCAACAUUUCCAUUCUUUGGUGUUGUGCCCGCCAUUUUGAACGAGUCUGGAGAGGAGCUGGAGGGACCAAGUGAUGGAUACCUGGUUUUUAAGCAGCCGUGGCCCGGUAUCAUGAGAACAGUGUAUGGGAACCAGCAGAGAUUUGAAACCACGUAUUUUAAGAAGUUUCCUGGAUACUACGUCACAGGAGAUGGCUGCAGAAGAGAUAAAGACGGUUACUAUUGGAUCACAGGGAGGAUAGAUGACAUGCUGAAUGUAUCUGGGCACUUACUGAGCACGGCGGAGGUGGAGUCGGCCCUGGUGGAGCAUGAGAAUGUGGCAGAGGCGGCGGUGGUGGGAUGUCCUCACCCAGUCAAAGGGGAGAGUCUGUACUGCUUUGUCACCCUGACCGAGGGGGUGAGCUACGGCCGUGGGCUGGAGACCGAGCUCAGGAACAUAGUGAGGGAAAAGAUCGGUGCCAUAGCUACACCAGACUACAUCCAGAAUGCACCGGGGCUCCCCAAGACGAGAUCUGGUAAAAUCAUGCGGCGCGUGUUGAGGAAAAUCGCGUGUGGAGAGCGUGAGCUGGGAGACAUCUCUACUCUGGCCGACUCGUCUGUGGUGGAUCACCUUUUCCAGAACCGGUGCUGCACGGCGUGAUUCCCCCCUAGUGGACACUCAGUGGAACUACAGCUACGCACCACCACCACAACCAGAGCAAAACAGGAGGAGGCAGGACUGUCCGCGUAGCUGGUCCUGACCAAGAUGGACGCUAUGUAGCUGUGGGGGAUGUUUCAGACCCUAUAUAUUGACUGAAAGCAUUACCAGCACUGAGACUGGUGCAUCUAUAAACGCAGAAAGGAACAGUACUUUGCUGAUUUUUUUAAAGUCUACGUGUAGGCUUGCAAGCUAUUCAGGUUAAUACGGUGCAAUGGGAUCGAAGAGGAGGACUUUACGCUACAGAACUGUGCAGAGGUUUUGGUAUUUAGAACCAAAAAUGUCAAUCGAAAUGAGGUCGCGUAAAAAUUUCAGACACGACCAGCCGCAUAUGUAAGGAAAGAGCAAUGAAGAUGAAGUGGGACACGAAGUUUGAACUAGAGCUGUCCAAAAAUGGAUACCCAAAUACUAAUCGAUACUAAAACUAGUAUCGCAAAUAGAACAGUUAUUAAUGUGUCUUUUCAGUCUUGAUAAAACAAAAUUUGAGUUUUAGAAUGAUCUUGAUCUAUAUUAAAAGUAGUUUGAGUGUUGAAAAUUACAUUAAAUUGUGUAAAAAAAAAACAAAAGUAAACGUAGAUGUUUCAUUGUGUGGUAUCAGCAACAGUAUUCAAAGUAAUUUUUCUCUCUUUAGUAGUGAAAUUGAGGUAAUAUUUUACCUAUCAUGACCACACUCGUUUAAAAUGUCACCAAAAAUAUGUAAAAUUAUAAUUUAACGAAAAUUCAAGCUAAAUUGAGAACCUAAAGUAACUUUUCUGAUUGUCCGUCGAGCUCUUUUCUCUGUGUAGAUGUUAGUGCUUUGUCUGGAAUGUUUCACAGUAUGGCAUUAAACCUUUCUAUCUGCAUAGAGACCAAACCCAGACCAAGUUACAGGUCAGAUCUGUGGAGAGGCGACGCCACUCACAGUCAGAAUGCUUUGUUUAAGUUUUUCUAGGCAUUUUUUACACUAUAAACCCACCUGUAAUUGAAUAAAUGGUAAGGUAGAGCUGAUUAAUGCCAUACUGUGGAACAUUCAAAGCAAAGCAAUGACGUAUCCAUGGAAACGAGAAGGUGACGGACCCUUAACGGAAAAGUUGCGAGUGUUUUAAUGUGAUAAAGUGACAUUUAUCUUGCAUAAAUACAUUAUAAAAGCAGCUCUUAGGGUCUAAAUGGGACCUCUGCUGCCAUCUGCGUCUAAUUAUGAAGUGUUUUAUCAUCUGAGAACCAGGAACGGUGUGGUUAGCAUGCUAGUUGUUAGUUCUGGCCUUGGAAAGUUGUGAAAAGCCCUUAAUAAACCUAUCACUGUGAAUUAUUCGGAUGCUCUGAAUAUGAAAGAGGAGUAACUUUGGACCACUGCAAGCUUUAAAAAAAAAAAGAACCGCUUCUGUUUUUCACAUUUUUAAGACUUUAAAAUCAGGCACCUCGUAAUUUAAUAAUCUAUAAUUCAACAAAAAAGUGAAACUAGAACUUCUGCACAAUCCUGUAUAUUUCAAUUUGACUCUCUGCUUCUUCCUGUUGCAAAACGCCAUAUAACUGAUGUAAACACUGAAGUCGAGCUUAUAAUGUUGUACUAGUUUAUUUUUAUGUAUUUUUUUUAGGGAAACGUGUAGAUUUUUGUCAUGUUUUUGUUGUGCUUUUUAUGAUAGUAUUCGUUCUUUCUGUUAAAAAUGUCUGCAUGUUAUAAUAUCACGAUGAGGAAUUACUCAAAUUUCACACGCGGCCCAAACUUUGCAGUAUUUGACCAACUGAAAAUGAUCAAAAAGUGUAAGAUUUCUACACUUACUAUUUUAACAACCAGGAUAACUGCGGAAAAUAAUGCAAAUUUUGUAUUUCUUAAACUGCUGGUUCUGUUGAGUGUUAUUACGUGAGCGCAACCUGUCCAUGGGUUUCAGGAAAAUGGAAAAAUUAUGACUUGUUGCCAUAGAGAUCGACAACAAGUCCUCAAAAUGGCAUCCAUACUAGGAAAAUGUCACGGGAACACUUGAACGCCGAUGCAAAAUGAAGAGACAUGCUUGUAGCUUUAACCAACGUCGGCUUUGGUUGUGGUUAAUGACUAGUUUUGGCUCAGAUGUUUGGAAAAUAAUUUGUUCCGUCAGAUUUUGAAUUUUAAAUACCGCUGAAUUUCUCGCUUUGAAAUUUUAAACUGAAACAACAUGUUUGAUUUUUUAUUUUUUUUUUAGUGUAUGUUUUCACAAUGUUUAAAAUUCAAUAUAAAAAAAAAUCAACCACCUUUUUAAGUAUUCUGCACAAAUAUUUUCAAGCCUCAAAUUCAACAGACAAAGUUCAGAGCAUAAAAUUCGCAGCAAAGAUCCAAGUUGCCAAGGCAGAAGCAAUCGAUCCAAAGUGAUCCUAUCUGACUUGGCAACAAACAGAAAAUGGUGCAGUGAAGCGAUCUGAUUGGUCAGAAUUAGCCUCAUUAACACCUCAAGCCCCGCCCACAGAUGAGAACAGCCAAUAGGAAACAACCUCUGUCCUCUUUACUCACCCACAAUCGAUUGCUUCUGUCUUGGCAUCUUGGAUAUUUUCUGCAAAUUUUACCGUCUUGAAUUUUGUUUGUUGAAUUUGAAGGCUUGAAAAUAUCUGUGCUGAAUAUUUAAAAGGUGAAAUUUUUAUUCUGAAUUUGAAACAUCAUGAAAAAGUACACUAAAAUUCAGAAAAAAAAAAAAAUUCCAACAUGUUUUUUCAGAGUUAAAAAAAUUCAAAACAAGAAAUUCAGCAGUGUUUAAAAUUUAAAAUCUGAUGGAACAAAUUAUUAUUUAUUCAGAUUCUGUACACAUGCAUGUUUUUUUAUUAUUAUUAUUAUUAUAUAUCCAUCUUUUCUUGACAUUAAAUUGGUUUCAAAACGCAAAAAUAAAACUUAAAGGUACUUAAAACCCAAAACCUUAAUGGCAUAAUUUUGAGUUUUUUUUAGAUUAUUUCUCCACUGUCCGUAUUAUAACUGUGCCAACUCUUCUAACCAUCUUCAAUCCAACAAUAAUGCUCUGUAAAGAAGUUGUAUGUAAUUAGUGCGUUUGGGGGAUUAACUGAGAGCUUGUUUUUGUUCAUCUGUUGUGUAUUGUUCCUACGCCAUGUUUGUUUCGAAGUGAAUGCAACAAUAAAACGUAACUACUGCCUCAGAA